Mytilinidion resinicola is the source of this 643-nucleotide messenger RNA. RefSeq lists its product as uncharacterized. The transcript has 3 exons. The record is from RefSeq and is a predicted model, not a curated record. NCBI's taxonomy places the organism in Eukaryota, Fungi, Ascomycota, Dothideomycetes, Mytilinidiales, Mytilinidiaceae. The coding region runs from base 79 to 498 and encodes 139 amino acids.
CAUUGGGCGGUCCAGCGACAAGCUAUCCCACUCGAGCAAGACCAUCAGGAUAGCGUCUUCGGGGAUGAUGUGGAAACAAUGUCGGCACUUCCUUCGUCCUUCAUCCUGCAACUUCUCAUCGACGGAGGUGCUGAUCCUUUUAUUCGAAAUAAGCGCGGGUUGACUGCAAUUGACCGCAUGCGAAACUAUAGGGUCGGUUGGCUGCUUAAAUGGGGAUAUGCACAUCCGGAAAUCGUCAGGACCUCCGUUGCAGCCUUUCGAAGACUGAACCCAACGCCGAGAUCAGCAUUGCCGUGUCGUAGCCACUCCAUAACAGAAUCACUUCUUGCAAGAGGUUUACCGUCAUCCGUGGAUCUUGAAGAUGAUAUGGAUCUAGGUACCCCAACCGAGUCCUCUGACACAACGAAAUCUUUCUAUACCGCCGAUGAAGCAGUCAAAAUCGACACAAAUCUCAAGAUCCAGAAGAAACGAUUAUGGAACUCUUGGCGACCAUCUUGAGGUUUUCCAGAGUUCGUGCGAUUCUUUAUUCAUUCAGUUCAUAGCUAGGGAGAGGUGCGUCUCAACAGACAUUCCCAGACGACGGAAACCCUGCCGACCAUUCAGGCCUGCUGUUAGCUCACGCGUGGCACCAGUACACAUCAGG